UAUACCAUCACCCUCACCCACCGAUAUGCCCUCGAACGAAAAUUAUCAUAAUGGCGCCUCGAUGGAGACUGAAAAGUUGCUAAGGCGAGUCAAUCAGUCAGCAAACACGUUCAACGAUUCUCAUGGCGAGGCCGACCGCCUGAAAGCACUGCGCGCGGCACAGGAACUGGUGACUGCACUCCAAAAGCCGCAGGAUGCGGUGUACAACCUCGCUUAUUCACCCACCCAUGUGAUGUGUGUUAGGAUCGCCAUCGAUCUGGAUAUUUUCACCACCUUGAGCGAAAGGAACUGCCCGACGACAUUGGAGGAUUUGGCGGCUGUCAAGGGCGCUGAUCCCAUCCUGACAGAACGUGUCUUGCGCAUUUUGGCCGGCAUCGACUAUGUGGCGGAGCACGAUGUGAGAGUGUAUACCCCAACGGCAAUGACAAGGCAAAUGACCGACCGUUUGAGUCUGGCGGUGGUGAAGUUCAUCUUCGAUGUCGGGAUGCCCACGCUCGCCAAAGUCCCGGAGUUUCUGCGAACGACUGAGUACCAAAACCCCUCGGGUCCUUUGAACGGUGCAAUACACCAUGCGGAGAAGAUGGACACUAUCAUCUGGGAGUGGCUCGCCACAAAACCGGGAUACCUGGACGCCUGCAACACGUUCAUGGAAGCGGAUCGGGGCAGCCGACCCAGCUGGUUGGAGUGGUUUCCGGUUCAGGAGCAACUGAUCGACGGUUUCCAUAAGGGUGACACUGGGGUGCUCCUUGUAGACGUAGCAGGAGGACGUGGACAUGAUAUUGCUGCCUUCCAGACCAAAUUCCCCAAUGCACCAGGUCGAUUGGUACUGGAGGAUCUCCCGCAGGUUCUAGAUAGUGCAGUGGUUCACCCCAAGAUUGAACACAUACCUUUCGAUCUGUUCAAGCAGCAGCCGAUACAAGGUGCGCGGACUUACUAUCUGAAAUUCAUCCUGCACGAUUGGUCGGAUGAGGAUUGUCGUCGGAUCCUGAGGCACGUCGGAGCGGCCAUGCAGAAGGGAUACUCGAAAUUGAUCAUUGAGGAAUUUGUGCUUGCGGAUAGAGAUUGUGCUAUGCUGCCUGCUAUGUGGGACUGGGAGAUGUUGAUCUUCUGCAAUAGCAUGGAACGUACGGCGGACCGGUGGAGGAGCUUGGUCGGUUCUGCAGGCUUCCGAGUAGUGAAAUUUUGGCCUCCUCCAGGGGAUGGACAGGGUAUAAUUGAAGCAGAGCUGGAGUAGAUCUGGCUCGUGUAUUUUAAGAACGCUUGUGGAGACGGCUGGGGCAGCUACUAGGCGGAGGGUGGAUGAAAGAAGGCGGAAGGAAGGGAGAACUUGGAAGGGAGGCAGCGCAAAACCCGAUGUUUGGAGGAGCAUCAAGACUAAGCCGCAAGGAGUGAGUGAAGCUACCUCCGCAGAGACAAACGAGUUAAGAAGAGAAUGCCAUGGGUAUAUUGAUAUUAUUAGCUCAUCCAGGCAAUGCAGGCAUUAGCCCCAUUAAUAUGUAGCCUAAGUAUGCAUCAAAGUAGAGAUGUUCGUUCGAGCACGGAAAACAGCACUUGACCGGAUGCUCAGGUAUUAAUUACAGCUUCAUGUCUCCUCCACCCCAACGGAACCGACCCUAGUCCGAGGAAGGACACCAGUCAUAGUAUCCAUUCACGUUGUUGC
Aspergillus aculeatinus CBS 121060 is the source of this 1660-nucleotide messenger RNA. Its product is annotated as O-methyltransferase. Gene Ontology annotation, molecular function: O-methyltransferase activity. The transcript has 5 exons. NCBI's taxonomy places the organism in Eukaryota, Fungi, Ascomycota, Eurotiomycetes, Eurotiales, Aspergillaceae. The record is from RefSeq and is a predicted model, not a curated record. Bases 26 to 1234 code for a protein of 402 amino acids.